GGUUCUGGUGAUAGCAGUCAUUCACAAUCUCAAGGGGAAAGAUAUCAACAUUUCACUGAAAAGACUGAAUUUGCUCUUCAAGAAAUCAUGUCCUCUGGAGGUGCUGAAGAUGAUAUCCCACAGGGAGAGAGGAAAACAGUUACAGAUUUUUGUUAUCUUCUGGAUAAAUCUAAGCAACUGUUCAAUGGGUUAAGGUGAGUGGACUCUUGGUGCUUUGAACUUUUCUUUAGUUCUGCAUUUUUUUUUCUGGCUGAUGUGUGGUAAGUUUCUGAAAAUUAUAGACAAGUCUUGGAUAAUCGGUAUGGCUUGAAGCGCUGGCAAAUAGGAGAAAUUGCUUCCAAGAUUGGGCAGCUAUACUAUCAUUAUUACUUACGCACAUCUGAAACCAGCUAUCUGAAUGAGGCUUUUUCCUUCUAUUCUGCAAUCAGACAGAGAUCAUAUUAUUCUCAAGUCAAUAAAGAAGACAGACCUGAAUUAGUAGUUAAGAAGUUACGAUAUUAUGCAAGAUUUAUAGUAGUUUGUCUUCUUCUCAACAAAAUGGAUGUUGUAAAGGAUCUGGUAAAGGAAUUGUCAGAUGAAAUUGAAGAUUAUACUCACCGAUUUAAUACUGAAGAUCAAGUGGAAUGGAACUUGGUGCUUCAAGAAGUAGCAGCUUUCAUUGAGGCGGACCCUGUAAUGGUAUUAAAUGAUGAUAAUACCAUCGUUAUCACAUCAAAUCGCCUUGCUGAAACAGGAGCCCCAUUGCUGGAACAGGGCAUGAUUGUGGGACAGUUGUCUCUGGCUGAUGCACUCAUUAUUGGUAAUUGUAAUAACCAGGUUAAGUUCAGUGAACUAACUGUUGACAUGUUCCGGAUGUUACAAGCUCUGGAAAGGGAACCAAUGAAUUUAGCUUCCCAGAUGAAUAAACCAGGAAUGCAGGAAUCAGCUGACAAGCCUACUAGACGAGAAAAUCCCCACAAGUAUCUUCUCUAUAAACCAACCUUCAGCCAACUAUAUACUUUCUUAGCAGCAUCUUUUAAGGAGCUGCCUGCCAAUAGUGUGCUUCUGAUUUACCUGUCGGCCACUGGCGUUUUCCCCACAGGUCGUUCUGAUAGUGAAGGUCCUUAUGAUUUUGGAGGUGUACUUACUAAUAGUAACCGGGAUAUUAUUAAUGGAGAUGCUAUCCACAAACGAAAUCAGUCCCACAAGGAAAUGCACUGCCUUCAUCCCGGAGAUCUCUAUCCUUUCACCAGGAAGCCCCUGUUCAUCAUUGUGGAUUCAUCUAAUAGUGUUGCAUACAAGCCUUUAGGAUUCCAGUUUAAUGCAGGUAUAUUAAAAUGUUCCUCAUAUGUAUCUCUUAUUUUUUGCAAAACUAUUAUCUAUAUAUAUAACAUGUUUGUUAUUACAGAUCAAUCUCAGCGAGGUAGCCUCUUCACUCUCUUUUUGAACAAUCCUCUAAUGGCCUUCCUAUUUGUCUCUGGAUUGUCAAGCAUGCGCAGAGGCCUUUGGGAAAAGUGUCAAGAAUAUCUUCGGAAAAUCAACCGUGAUAUUGCCCAGCUACUGACUCAUUCACGUUCAAUAGAUCAGGCAUUUCUCCAGUUUUUUGGAGAUGAAUUUCUUCGCUUGCUCCUCACAAGAUUUAUCUUUUGUUCAGCCACCAUGAGGAUGCACAAGAUUUUUCGGGAAACACGAAAUUAUCCAGAAUCAUAUCCACAACUGCCAAGGGAUGAAACAGUGGAGAAUCCUCAUCUCCAGAAGCACAUUUUGGAAUUAGCAUCCAUUCUGGAUGUUCGAAACGUGUUCUUUGAGAAUACCAUUGAUGACUAUUAAAACAAAAACCCUCUUGUCGAAA
Messenger RNA from Mandrillus leucophaeus (drill), 1831 nucleotides. It is a transcript of the gene SCAI, whose product is annotated as suppressor of cancer cell invasion. The transcript has 16 exons. Gene Ontology annotation, cellular component: nucleus. Gene Ontology annotation, biological process: DNA-templated transcription. The record is from RefSeq and is a predicted model, not a curated record. Lineage: Eukaryota; Metazoa; Chordata; Mammalia; Primates; Cercopithecidae. The annotation marks the transcript as partial. Gene Ontology annotation, molecular function: transcription corepressor activity.